Molecule: messenger RNA, 849 nt
Organism: Cooperia oncophora
Lineage: Eukaryota; Metazoa; Nematoda; Chromadorea; Rhabditida; Trichostrongylidae
Source: the annotation of a GenBank genome assembly
UCUCUUAGGUCCGAUUUUCUUUCAGGCGGACUUACCGCUGCGGCUUUCGAUGAUGUCGUCAGUACACAAGAGGUGUUCAACAACAUCGCAGCUGUUGUUCUGUUCUUAUCUUGGAUUAAGACGAUGAAUCAACUCGCAGCUACACUGUCCCGUUCCACAAAGGAUAUUGGUGGAUUUGCUGUCAUGUUCGCGGUGUUCUUCUUCGCCUACGCUCAAUUUGGCUAUUUAGUAUUUGGCACUCAGAUUGCUGACUAUUCGACUUUUCUCGGCUCAGUAUUCGCUCUGCUCCGAACUGUUCUUGGUGAUUUCGACUUCCACGCUCUUGAACAAACGAAUCGCGUCUUGGGACCACUAUUCUUCGUUACUUACGUAUUCUUCGUCUUCUUCGUGCUUCUGAACAUGUUCCUUGCUAUCAUUAACGACUCGUAUGUCGAAGUGAAAGCCGAAUUGGCACGGCAGAACGAUGGCGACGGAAUAUUCGACUGGAUCAGACAGAACAUGUUCCUUGCUAUCAUUAACGACUCGUAUGUCGAAGUGAAAGCCGAAUUGGCACGGCAGAACGAUGGCGACGGAAUAUUCGAUUGGAUCAGACAGAAAGUGUCUCGGGGGAAGAAGGAUGACAAAAAAGUUGCCACUUACAACGACUACAAGAUAGAUUUGCUUGAUGUAAGUGGGUCAAUACUGGCUGGUUAUAACGAGAAGGUCAUAACGGACGCGUUCGAGAAACUCAACAUAAGCCUGAACGACGAAGUCAGCGAUGAGGCCCUAAUCGAGGUGGGAAACGAGAUUAAAGAGCAAGUUGAGCGCCAGAAAAUCAUCGACGAGGAGUAUCGUUCGACAGCAGUGUAA